AUGAUCUUUACCCAGGAAACAGGCUCUGACUUGAUAGUUAACGGUACUCAGGGCCAUCCAAUCAAGUUAGACAGGGAGAGGGACAGUAACCAAAUAAGAAAACUACAAGUCCCUAUACUUACACUUUUCCUCAUGCCACUUGCACCGUACACGUCCACUGCUCGCCCAGUCCAGACCGCCGUACCACCUGAUACUAUCUGGUCGCGCGUAACCGAAGAUGAAUUCCGAGAGCAUCUGGUCACGUUGGAAAAGCAGACGAAUGCGGUACUGAUGGAUGUUCUGACUGCUGAAACCGAUGACGAGCAGCAAGACAGCUCGAGUCUAUCUUUGCCGCUGAAGAGGGAGAAGCAAGUCGCAGACGAUUUUGCUUACAUUGCUGCUGUCACCGAGGGAGCUCAAAGCGUGGCGGCCGUCUGCCUCGAACAGCAUAUCAGUACCUCACUCGCUCUGAAUCAUCCCACCCUGGUGAUCCUCGUAGCGGGCAUGGACAUCCUUGAUGAAAAGGUCAAGGAGAUGCUCCAAGCUGUUGUCGCAGAGCUGCAGUCUCUAUCCCAAGCGGAGGCUACCACUGAAGUUAUUUUCCAACUGAUCAUUCAGCAGCAUGAGCAGAAACUCCUUGGCCGCCUUCGCUCAAGGAAAUGGACCAAGCCUAAGCAUCUUGCCAGAACACACAAGAAGCCUCUGUGGCAAGACUUCGAUAAUCUGUUACAUCGAGUUCAGCAUGUCUUUGCGAAGAAAUCUGAACGCGAUGUUCGAGAAGCAAUCGGAACAUCCAUUGGGGAAAUCGGUAACAUGUUUAAAGAUUUCGAGGUAUCUGGCACUGAAACUGCACAGUCGCUCCAGGAGCUUGUAAAAGCAACAUUUGUUUGGUGCAAGUCGCCGCUCAUUGGUGCUUAUGCGUCCAGGCUCGAGACGGCAGGGGACACUCGUCAGGUCGCUGCAGCAAUCAAAACGCUUCGACAGCUUGAAAAAAUAGGGGCUUAUUGGAGAAUAGCCCAGGACCUUGUUGCAAUGGCAAAACAGUAUAAGCAAGUGUUUCAACGCAUCCAUCUCGAGUAUGUUACUCCAUAUGCGAGCAUACCUACCAGUAUAGCCUACGAAUCAUGGGCUCGUACGUGUCAUGUCCACGCUGAGAUCCAGCUUGUAGUGGAGCUCGCGAAGAGCGCCUCACAGCAGGCUGCUAAUCCAUCAACGGUCAUGGUGCGACCUAGAACCAUCGGCACGAGCAAGUACCUGUGCUACCUGUGCUAUCUGUUUCUGCGAUACCAUGGCGAAUUCCAACUGCUGAACUCACACGGACGUUUGUACGACCAGUGGACCGUUCCUGAUCUGGCCGAGUAUAGCACAGCCACAAGGAACAAGUUUGCUGCUGUGCUUGAAAGCAUGGACGAACAUGUCGUUCAGCAGAUCAAGGAAACCCAAUGCAUUAUAUGGCGACCUGAGCCUAUGACAAGUCGGCAGAACUUGCUCUUGUUAGGUGCAGAACCCGUUGUGGACACUUUGGAGGCCGGUGUUGACGAGCUUUCUAUGUCCUGA
Aspergillus nidulans FGSC A4 is the source of this 1536-nucleotide messenger RNA. RefSeq names its product nucleic acid/nucleotide deaminase domain-containing protein. The coding region runs from base 1 to 1536 and encodes 511 amino acids. The record is from RefSeq and is a predicted model, not a curated record. The transcript has 4 exons. Lineage: Eukaryota; Fungi; Ascomycota; Eurotiomycetes; Eurotiales; Aspergillaceae.